Molecule: messenger RNA, 5088 nt
Organism: Oncorhynchus kisutch (coho salmon)
Lineage: Eukaryota; Metazoa; Chordata; Actinopteri; Salmoniformes; Salmonidae
Product: glycoprotein-N-acetylgalactosamine 3-beta-galactosyltransferase 1-B
Exons: 6
Coding region: 687-1937 (416 amino acids)
Cellular component (GO): membrane
Molecular function (GO): N-acetylgalactosaminide beta-1,3-galactosyltransferase activity
Source: RefSeq, a predicted model, not a curated record
GUUAACACGCGUGCGUCACUGUUAUGUUGUCGUGGUGGUCUCUGUAACAUUGUAUAAAUUUAUCUUCUCCAGUUAUUAGGACUAGUCCAGAUUCUCACCCACCAGGAGAUUAAGGCUAGGGAAGAUACGGGGUAGCUUGCAAACUGUACUAUACAAUGUUACCAUUGUGUUUAGACAUGUUUUUCAGUGCAGUACAGCAGGCAGCAGAGGGGAUACAGACAGUGUAACCUAGUCUGUCUGUUAAAGGGUUAUAUAAGCUUGGCCUAUUUAGUGUAAAUAAUUAACUUCCUGGUCCAUGAUUAGAGGUCUCUAACCUCCACAUGUGUUAAAGUGAGUUUGUUUAUCUGAAAACUAUGGUGGCAAGGGUCUCUGUAGUUCCAUUGCACGUCUGAAAUGUCUUUUGAAAUUUAACUUCUAGUCAAUGGACCGGAUUCUAGUAAACUGGCCACUCCUGUUUGCGCUUUCACUCUUGUAGUUUCGCUCUCAUCUAAAAUAAAUGAAUCCAACAAGAACAUAUACCUGGGUGAUAAGAUUGCAUUGCUAUCGGCCAAUUGGUUUCUCUAGACAAAGUCUACAGAAGAGCAAGGUUCCUGACACACCUCCAGUGUGUACUUUCACAGACAGAGAUGCUGUGAUCAUAGUGACAAGGAGGAACUACUAGAGACGAGGAGAGGGAGGAGGUCACCAUGAAAGGCUUGAGUGGCUCCAGAUGCUGCUUCUACAUGGGUUUCUUAGUGGGAACCCUGAGCCUGUACUUCCUGCGCCAGGUGUGGUUCGAGAUGAGCAUGAAGCCCGAUGUGCUGGGAGAGGGCCAGGACAGCUCAGUAGCAGCGUUGUCGAAGAAGAGACAGGCUAGUGACAGUAAUAACUGGAGGAUGGAAGGAGCAACCCUCAUCAACCUCAACCAUCCACACCACAUAGGUGAGGACAGUAGCGUGGCAGAUGAGCUGUACCGGAAGGUGCGCAUCCUGUGCUGGGUGAUGACUGGUCCCAGUAACCUGCAGACCAAGGCCCGCCACGUAAAGGCCACCUGGAGCCGCCACUGCAACGUCGUGGUCUUCAUGAGCUCUAUCGACGACCCAGACUUCCCCACAGUGGGGCUCGGCACGGGGGAGGGCCGCGACCAGCUUUACUGGAAGACCAUCCGGGCCUUCCACUACGCCCUGGAGCAUCAUGGGAAUGAUGCCGACUGGUUCCUCAAGGCGGACGACGACACCUUCGUUGUGGUGGACAACCUCCGCUGGGUCCUGUCCAAUCACACGCCCGAGGAGCCCCUCUACUUUGGCAAGCGCUUCAAGCCCUACGCAAAGCAGGGGUACAUGAGUGGCGGAGCAGGAUAUGUGUUGAGUAAAGAAGCUCUCAGGAGGUUUGUGGAGGGGUUCAAGACCAAGGUGUGUACCCAUACCACCUCUGUGGAGGACUUGGCUUUGGGACAGUGUCUGGAGAAGAUGGGUGUUCUGGCUAUGGACUCGAGGGAUACCCUUCAACGGGAGACGUUUCAUCCGUUUGUUCCCGAGCAUCAUCUGACAGGGAAGUUCUCCAAGAGCUUCUGGUACUGGAGCUACUGCUACUACCCCAUCGUAGAGGGUCCCCGGUGCUGCUCAGACCUGGCAGUAUCCUUUCACUAUGUGGAUGCAGAGCUGAUGUACACACUGGAAUACUGGACCUACCACCUCCGUGCCUACGGCUACAGGUACCGCUACAGACCUCCACUAUCCCAGGGCCUGGUGGAGCGGCAGGCCCAAACAGAGAGGCCUACAGUGGGUACAGCUGGGAGAGGGAGAACCCCAGCUGGUAUUACUGUUGGUGGUGAUGGAGACCAGUCCAAAGCCGAGUCCGGGGCAAAGCCUUUGUCAGACAAAGGUGGGAAGGAGACAUUGGGUAAAAUCCCCAUUGACAACAACAGGACUGCAGUCACACAGGAGAGACAAGGGUGAUUCUCUCUGUAUGGGUUUACAUGUGUUUUUGGAACAGGACUGUGUAGUGUAUGGACCAGGAUGGGGCAAUUCCACUUAAUUUCAGUCAAUUUAAGUUUACUUCCUGAAUUGACUGAAUUGAAGUGGAAUUGACACAUGAAUAAUGAAAAAAUGAUUACCCACAUAGUGCUCUUAUGGCCAGUUCCACCACAGUGCAGGUUUAAUUGAUUAUGGGGAUUUGAUAUAUAUAUAUUUAUCUUUUAAGUGAGUCCAUAUACUGUAAAUCAUUUAACUUGAAAGUCUUAACUGUUUUUAUUUGAUAUCUGUUGCGAUUUAAUAUGAUAUUCUGUUUGAAUUGAAAUAGUAUGCAGUUACUUACCAUUCAUCUAUAUCCAGUACUUGACAGCUUAUUAGGUGUUACGCACGCCUCUUUCAUUACGCUUGAUAACUUGGUACAAUAGACUGUGAUGCCCUUUGGAAUGCGUAAUGCAUCUGUUACUUAAAAGGUUUCAAACGUGCAUUGUAUUUGAGGUUUAAAAAGGGUUUUGAAGUUUUUAAUUUCCACUUUGAAAGUUCAGACUUGAUUUUCCCUUACGAAAAAAUGUAUCAACCCCUACAAAAAAGUCCAUUAAUUAUAAUCCACAUAAUAAUUCACAUUUCUUGUUACUAGAGGAUAAUUUUCUUGCUGUAGCAAACUGUCUCAUUUUAAAUCCUACAUCUGUAGAUGCUUUGCAUGUCAUGAAGAUUGUAAAAUGGUUGGAAUGACUUGGCUUCUUUCUUAAUGGUCGUUUUUAAGCCAUUUACCUUGUUCUCUGGUUUCGUUGUCUUUUUGAGAGGUCGAAGAGAAGAUUUCAUAUCUACCUUAAUUUUCUACACUAAACAUUGACCUGUAUGUUUUUCAGCUGGAAUGAAACAAGCAAUUUAGGGUGGGAUUCAAUCCGAUUGCCGGUUAUUGGCAUUGCGGCUUUUAAAGGCCAUUUUGUUUACCGUGAAUGGGAUCUCUGCGAAAGCGGCAACAUUGCCUUUGAAAGCCGCAAUGCCUAUAACCCGUGAUGGUAUUGAAUCCCAGCCCUAGUAUACAUCAUAUAACCUUUUGUACUGUAUACUCUACCAGUAUAAUCGGUGGCAGCUGUGGGAUCCUGUAUUUCCAUAGUCUCUCUUUCCAUUUGAUAAGAUAUUACAGUUGUGAUAUGACAAGAAGUACAAAGAUGGGUUAAAUUAAUAUUUUAAUUUACAACAACAAAAAAGUGUUUUGUCUUGAACUUUUGGGGAAAAAUAACCAACUAUGUUAAGGAAAUAGAUCAUAUCAGAUGUGACUGUUUUUUUUUGUGACAAUACAUGUUAUAUACAAACUGUAUAGUUAUUAGUUACUAUGACAACCCAUCUGGAACGUUACAGUAAUAUGUUGGUUUGGUCAGUUUAAAUUCCAUUGAAGUUUUCAGAAUACUUUGUUUUUGUAAAAUAUAUCGUUGCUCUUCUGUAUUGUAUAAUAAUAUCUCCAAUCUUCUGAAAAGGGGUGUUUCCUUAGCUGGAUGGUAGAGAUGGGUCCAGAUGAAUGUCUUGUCUAUAACCCACGACGAAACCUGGAUCAAAACCGGAACAGUGGAUGUACAGUAUGAUACAUUUAUAAUCAAUAAAGGUUCAUAAAUGUAGAAUAAAAUAGAAUUAUAGUUUAUUUAAUUCAACAUGAAAUAUGAAGCACUUGAUUUCUUAUUCAAUGUAUUCUGGUACGUAGAGAGCUGAACUAAAGCUGUUCAUUUGAGUGGAGGCCUACAGAGAAUUGUCCUGCACAGCAGGAAAUGCAAACUUGUAGUAUAUUUGAGUUUUAAAAAAGGCUUCAAAAGUUUGUAAUUUACACUUUAGAGAUUUCAGAUUUGAUUUGCUAACUAAAAAUGUAUCAACCCCUACAAAAAUGUCCAAUAGUUUUAAUCCGCAUAACAUUUCUUGUUGUUGCAGGAUUAUUUUCUUGCUGUAGCAAUCUGGCUCAAAUUAAAAUCCUACAUCUGUAGAUGCUUUUGAUGUCAUGAUGAUUGUAAAAUGGUUGAUAUGGUUGGAAUGACUUGGCUUCUUAACGAUUGUUUUUAAGCCAAGCAAACUGGCUCAAAUUAAGAUCAUGCAUUUGUAAUUAACACGUGAAUGGAAAACAGUAUAUAAUGCAUGCAGUCUACUGAGUGACAUGGGAGAGAAGAUGCCUUACACACUCACUCACCUCAGUCUGCACUUGUUAAAGAAUAGACCUCCUUUUCUUGUUUCUGGGUACACCUCCUUCCUCAAAGGACGCAUGUUACCUGUAAAACAGAGCCCACACUGAGUGACUUAGCUGAAAAAAUACUGUACAUUUUCUCCAUCGUACAUUGGAUUACUAUAGAGGUAUAGAUACCGUAGACUAAUUCAUAUGAUCAUGUAUGCCACUUAGCCAAAGCUUUUAUCCAAAGUGACUUAAAAUACAGUAUGAUCCCUGUAGGAAUUGAAUCCAUGGCCUUGGUGUUACUAGCACCUCACUCUUAUCAACUGAGCCACACAAGCUGAGUUGCAGAGGAUCAUUAUAUAGACUAUAUUCUCAUGUAUGUGUAGCGGAUUUGAUGGACUAUGUCUAUUUAUGUCUGUUUAUCGGUCACAGGGUUAUAUUUUUUUAACAAAAUUCAAUGUAGCAAACAAGCUAGUGAGCUAGGCUAGCUAGCUAUCGAGAGGGGCUGCUAGCUAGUUUCAAAGGGUGCCUGCUCGUGCCCUUGGGAAUGCGUGUCCAUAUCCAAGUAACUAUUUUCUAAUGUAUAUUACAGUGAAUGUAUUGGAUGGUUUAUUUGUUCAACAGGAGAGUAAUGUCAUCUCAUGGUUCAGGGGGAUGCAGAACGUAGUUGGGCUGUUAUUACAGUAAUACUCUGUCGUGGUUCUAUCAUCAGACUUUUGAACUGUUUGUCUCUUGCUGAUGUGGUCAUCAUAAAAUGGAGCUGUUUGCUAUACAAGACUGGGAGACUGAAUGUUAGUGUGUUCAUGGAGGAGACUGAAAUACUGAAUGGUGUUUUGUUUCAUUGGGUAAUGUCAAUUCUAUUUUUGUUAUUUUGUGAAAUUCAAUCUGAGAUUAAUUUCCUAUUUAGAUCAACUUGAUAUAUGAAUAUUCAUUUAUUCAACUUUUGAUUGAUUAUUAAAAUGGAGUCACUUGAUAAAGUUGAAA